AUGGAGAAACUACAGAAGGUAACUGAGCUGGUCUGGUCUGGGCCUGCCCUGGGAAACGGGUUCCAUGGGUUCUCUGGGGCUCUCAUUAUGGGGUGAGGAGGGGAUUUGUCUCGCCAGAGUCGUGCAUGCUCUGGUUAUCUUCCACUUGGACUACUGCAAUGCGCUCUACAUGGGGCUACCUUUGAAGGUGACCCGGAAACUACAACUAAUCCAGAAUGCGGCAGCUAGACUGGUGACUGGGAGUGGCCGCUGGGACCACAUAACACCGGUCCUGAGAGAUCUGCAUUGGCUCUCAGUACGUUUCCGAGCACAAUUCAAAGUGUUGCUGCUGACCUUGAAAGCCCUAAACGGCCUCGGCCCAGUAUACCUGAAGGAGCGUCUCCACCCCCAUUGUUCUGCCCAGACACUGAAGUCCAGCGCCGAGGGCCUUCUGAUGAUACCCUCUUUGCGAGAAGUGAGGUUACAGGGAACCAGACAGAGGGCCUUCUCGGUAGUGGCGCCCGCCCUGUGGAAUGUGAAGGAAAUAAGCAGCUAUCCUGUCUUUAAAAGACAUCUGAAGGCAGCCCUGUUUAGGGAAGUUUUUAAUAUUUAAUGCUGUAUUGCUUUUAACACUUGAUUGGGAGCCGCCCAGAGUGGCUGGGGAAACACAGCCAGAUGGGCGGGGUAUAAAUAAAUUUAUUAUUAUUAUUAUUAUUAUUAUUAUUAUCUCCAGGAAACCAGGUUGUGGGCAGCAGCAGGCAAAACAACUUAGGUGCAGAAAUUGUGAUGGCUCCCGAGUCCAUCGCAUGGCAAGUCCUGGCAAACUGGGUCCCACCGCAGAGAUUGUGGGCAGGCACCCUUUCCUUUCCCAGGGGCUCAGGCCAAAAGUUAGAUCCAGCAGAAUUAAAAUGCUUCUUCUUGAAGUUGAGUGAUUUUCACGCACGUUUCCCUACUUCCCGCCCCUCCUUCAUAUUAAUUUACUGUAUUUAUUCAUUUCAAAAUAAAUAAAUGGAUUGUCAUUUAAAUUUUCCUCGGGGCAAACAAAAAAUACCUAAGAACAAAAAUACCCACAUAACGAAACUUCACUGUGAGCUUAGUCCCGGUGCUGCUUUCUUGUUUUUUUUUUUUUUUUAAAUAAUAUUUAUUAAAGUUUCAAAAGAAGAAAAAACACAUUAAUAAAAAGAUUACCAAUAAAAAGGAAAAAUACAAAGUAGAAAAAAGAAAAAACAGUUAAAAACAAUUCCAUCUUUUCAUCACUUCUUUUACAUUUACUUGUUUCCCGGACCUCCUCAUACCUCCCUCUUUUGUAUUCCAAUUCAAUUUGUUAAUCCAGCAAUUCCUUUCCCUCCUUUUUAAUCCUAAUGUUUAAUCUUGAUAUAUUAUAACAUUAAAUUUUUACAUAUUAAAAAACAAUUUUUCCAUAUUCUUUUGUACCUGUACAGCUAGAAACCACUUAACUUCAAUCCAACAUCAUUCUAACAUUCAUUAAUUUCCGGUGCUGCUUUCUUGACAAAUAGGAGGGUGUUGGCGGAACUGAAGUAACCAGAAGACACAAAAAUAGAUAAGAUGUAGAAACAGCACACGAUGUAGAAUUGCCAAAAGAGGUAAUUCAUACAUUUUUAACCUAAAGGCCAAAAGUGUUUAGGAAUAAUACCAGUCCACAAUAGAUGAUAAAGAUCUGUGGGGGAGGCCUGCCCCCUGUGGUCUCCAAAACAAAUUUGACAAACGGAAACCAAAUAACAGAGUGAUGUUUUGGAUUUUAUGCCUCUGAGUUGUAUGUUCUACUGCAUCACUUUUUCUGCAGCUGCUAACUGCCAUCCCUUUGAAAUGAAACAGGAAUGUGUCUCCAGUGCUGGGCCAAUAUAUUUAUUAAAGUAUUUCAGGAUAAAGCCGCAGUUGUCAUAUCAGCUUGGCUUUCAGUAGCACAGAUGUUGUAAAAGGUGUGGUGUUCUGUUUUGGGACAGCCCCACUGAAGAAGACAGAAGGGGUUAUCCAGACCUCGACGAUGGUUGCGAAGGGGCCCCCCCAUGACAGUGCAAGCAUCAGGGCCCCCAAAAUGUAGAUCCACCACUGUCUGGGUGUCAAUGUUUUGAGUUUGGCAGGGCCAAACUGCCUCAGAAGUCUCCUAAAAGUGACCUGUUUCAUCCCAGACACGAUGCAACAACAUCAUUGUGCCGUUGUUAAUAAAUAGGAGAAGAUAGGUGAGGUGGAACAGCUAAAAAGUGAUGCAACAUUAACAAGAAUAGAAUAGAAUUUAUUAUUUAUACCCCGCCCAUCUGGCUAAGUUCCCCCAGCUUCCAACAAAGUAUUAAAAUACAGCGGUCUGUUAAACAUUAAAAGCUUCCCUAAAGAGGGCUGCCUUCAGAUGUCUUCUAAAAGUCUGGUACUUCUUCUCUUUGACAUCUGGUGGGAGGGCGUUCCACAGGGAAGGCACCAUUACCAAGAAGGCCCUGUGCCUGGUUCCCUGUAACUUGGCUUCUCGCAGGGAGGGAACCGCCAGAAGGCCCUCGGCGUUGGACCUCAGUGUCCGGGCAGAACGAUGGGGGUGGAGACGCUCCUUCAGGUAUACUGGGCCGAGGCCAUUUAGGGCUUUAAAGGUCAGCACCAACACUUUGAAUUGUGCUCAGAAACAUACUGGGAGCCAAUGUAGGUCUUUCAAGACCGGUGUUAUGUGGUCUCGGUGGCCGCUCCCAGUCACCAGUCUAUCUGCCGCAUUCUGGAUUAGUUGUAACAAGUUUGUGUUCGGAUUCUCAAGCAAGCCUAAGACAAGAUUCUGCAAGCUAUUUUUUAUUUAAUUUAAAAUCUAUGGCUAAUCUAAGGAGAGGUUGAGCUCAGGCCCCUUCACUCUUAGCAUUAGGGUGGCCAUUCAUUUUGAGGCCUUCCAGACUGAGGAAGGACUGUCUUAGCAGAUCUGCAACGGCAGCAACAGCUUUUGCCUUUGUGAGGGAAACAUGUGGUUGCAAGGCUGACUGAGGGGAAAGGGGUUACUUGCUCUGUAUUAAUCUUCUCUUUAACUUCACUGAAUGUAAUAAUCAGUCCACCCAUCAGGUUCUUUCAGUACCUGCAAAUGAGAAGCUGAGUUACAGCACUGCAGGGAGGGCUGAGAUGUGACCAGGGAUCUAAUUAAAUGGCGCUAAAUCUCCUUCUCUGUUUCCUGCGUUGAGCAGGGUGGUUGAAUGGGGUGGCCUGCAAGGUCCCUUCGGACUCUGUGAAAUUUGAAAUCCCUGUUGGCAGGAUUCAUGUCCUUCAAAAGGAGGCUGUAGAAUAUUUGCAGAAUGAUCAGUGGGUUUCUGUUCUGCUCAGCAGAAAAAUGCAAAAUGGGGGAGCAGUUCUAGUAAAACAGAUUCCAACACCCAUUUGGAAAUAUUUUUGGAAGAAACAGCCAACACCCUCUGUUGAUAUUUUAUUAAGUCGAUGAAGGGGAUUUUUUAAGAAAAGUGGCAUGUUAGUGACAUCCCAGAAGUCUGUGAUUCCACGUGAUGAACUGAAUUUGAUCAGAGGCUCCAGUGUCUCUGCUGAGAUUAAAUUCACUCCAGAAUUCACACGCAGGAGGGUGCAUUAAAGGCGGGAGAUGGCUGAUGCAUGGAGCGCCCCAGUCUCCAGCCACCCAACACCCCUUGAGGUUAAGCUCGCUCCAUCCUUCCCCAACCUGGUGCCCUCCAGAUGUUGUGAAUGGCAGCUCCCAUCAGCCCCAACCAACACAGCUGGCAAAGACUGCCGUGUGCUCUCUCGGUAAAGGUAAAGGUUAAGGUACCCCUGAUCGUUAGGUCCAGUCAUGGACGACGAUGGCCCUUGUUGUCUACUCCAACUCUAUGAUUCUAUGAUGACUCUGGGGUUGCGCGCACAUCUCGCUCUGUAGGCCGAGGGAGCCGGCGUUUGUCCACAGACAGUUUUUCUGGGUCAUGUGGCCAGCAUGACUAAGCCACUUCUGGCGAAACAGAGCAGCACACGGAAACGCAGUUUUCCUUCCCACCAGAGUGGUACCUCUUUAUCUACUUGCACUUUGAUGUGCUUUCGAACUGCUAGGUUGGCAGGAGCAGGGACCGAGCAACGGGAGCUCACCCCAUCGCAGGGAUUCGAACCGCCGACCUUCUGAUCGGCAAGCCCUAGGCUCUGUGGUUAGCUUGGCUAAAAAGAUGAAAACGUGAAGAAAAGGUCAGCUAAAAUACCCCCAGAUCAGGUUUCUGUGAUCAAGAAGAUAGGCUUAUUGACAAACACAAAAGGCUGUAGAAUUGCAGUGGAGUAAGGGAAAAGAGAAAAAUAAACUUCUACCUUGAAAUGUUUGCCAUGGCUGAGAUAAUCAGCAAGUGAGUGGCAGAAAACAAAGCAUGGAGUCAGGCUGGCUACUAACUCCAGUUUUGGCUGUAUAUUCAUAGGAAGCUUAGCCAGGACAUUUGGGUGGGGGCACCGGUUCACGAUUUAAGGCGGUAAGACAUACAGAGCCAGCACCAAAACACAUUCCGUGUCUGGUGUGAAGCAAAGGCAACUCUGUCCCUUUAGAAAUGGGGUCAGGUUGGCUCAUUCAGGCACAGGCUGACAGGAUUACAAUAGAUGGCAACUUCAUUCCUGCAUCGCAGGGGUUUGGACUUGAUCACUUUUGGGAUCCCUUCCAGUUCCACCUUUCCAUGAUUCUGUGGACACUGAAAAGCUCAGUCCAGCAGGGACACUUGCCAAGCCCUCUUCCCACUUCUCUGUGACAGACUAGGGGGGAAAGGAAAAAUUCUGCAGAAUCUUGGAGGUGUUGAAGAGGUUGGGAUCACUGCAGAUAUAUUUUUAUAAAUCGGCCAGGCAUUGCAAAAAAACCCCUCUAUACUCCAUGAUUUUGUAGUGGUCCAGCAGGGGUUCUGUUAGGUUACAUUGAGGAUGCUGUAAGGAGAAUGUGCACAGAUCUUGGAGGAAGUUUGAUAACUGCCGCAAGAAUAAUACUUGCAACGAUGAUAAUAAUCACAAGCCCCUGGGGUAAUAAAAGAACACCUGCUUAAGGGUUGGGAGGUGUGAGGUGUGGCUUAUAUUGUUAGGGAACAGGCUCCAGCAUCUGUGGGGACUUGGCAAUUGUGACACAAGCUCUCUUCGGGGAAGAAAAGGCAAUUAUCUGUUUGUCAUAUUGGAAUAAAAUCUGACUGCAGAAUGAUGUGAGGUAGCAGUACAGGGGCUGUGUGUCCUUUGGGACAGAGGACAGUCCUCUGUUUGAAGGACUGUCAGGUAAAAGCUCAGUUUGAAGAUGACCCAAAGAAGGGAGAGAAGCUGUAUGUGUUUGUGGAGGGGGUGGCAGCAGUGUGAAGUUCCUCAUUCGUAGUAAGCAGCACUUGGACGGCAGAUGGAAUUAUAAAAUGACCAAGGUUCAUUUAUUCCAACUCUCUGCAAUGCAGGAAUCGCCACCAGGGCUGGAUUUAGGUUUGAUGAGGCCCUCAGCUACUGAAGGUGAUGGGUCCCUUUAAAUCUCCAGCUGUCCUUUGUCAACAACAAAUUGCUGCUGUUUUUUGUGUUGAAUAUAUGCUAUAUGGUAAUUUAUGGGCCUAAUAGGUAUCUAAAGCCAUUUGCCCAUGUUGCCAUGCAACCCGUCCAUGCAGAAUGGAGGCACCCUAUAUAUAGAAAGGAGCAAACCAGUGAUAUUUUAGGGAGCAGGCUAGCAGCCGGGGCCCAUGACUUACAUCAUAGGAGCCUACACAACACAAAACACUGUUGCUGUAUAUAGGUUUUAUUUGAUUUCUUUUUAAUCUUACAUUUUGGAAAUGUACAUCCAGUUGUUGUUUUUCCUUUAAUGUUUUGGGGGGCUCCAAGAGAGAGGGGCCCUAAGCUAUAGCUUGUUUAGCUUAUAUGUAAAUUCGGCACCGAUCACCACUAAAUAAUCUGUGACAGAUGCCCUCCCCUCCCAACCUCUGUUUAGAAACCUCCAAGGGAGUCCGUUCCACUGUCAAACGGCUCUUACAGUCAAAAAGUUAUUCCUGAUGUUUAGUUAAAAGAGGUCACAGUCUUUUCCACUACGGUGAGGCGAUGCCCCUUCAGUUUUCUCUUAGCCAUAGUAAUUAUUUAUAGUUUUGCACUUACACUUACAAAUUAGCCUACAUAAUUGGGUGUCCUCUUUUUGGGGGUGAUGCAUAGAAUAGUUGGAAGGGACCCUGGGGGACAUCUAGUCCAGCCCCCUGCUACCGUGGGCAGCAAGUCUUGGCCUUGCUGCCGAAGGAGGGAAAUAAAUGACCGAGGCUGCAUUGAAAUGGAAGUCACUGAUCAAAUGUCAGAUGUGGAGGGUUUUACAGUGGUACCUCGGGUUCAGUACUUAAUUCAUUCCGGAGGUCCAUCCCUAACCUGAAACUGUUCUUAACCUGAAGCACCACUUUAGCUAAUGGGGCCCCCCACUGCCGCCACACAAUUUCUGUUCUCAUCCUGAGGUAAAGUUCUUAACCCGAGGUACUAUUUCUGGGUUAGGGAAGUCUGUAACCUGAAGCAUAUGUAACCACGGUAUUCUGUUUUGUAAUUUGACUGCUACGAAGCAUUGCCAGAUAUCUUGGAUCCAAAGAGAGCAAUCUAUUCCGCAAUUCUUUUUGUAGGAUUAUAUUGUAAUAUAGGUAGGCCAGACGAGGUAUUCACUUGAAACAUUUUAAAAAGACUGCCCCAUCUCGCAGACUGGCUCUCCAGUGUGCCCCUCCCCACCCUGCUUUUUAACAUCCAGGCAGUGAAACUUGGCAGCCGGCUCGCUCUCGGCUUUGUGAUGUGUAGCCGGUUCUAAGAAAGGUUUUCUGUUUCUGUCCCCGACUGGAUAGCCAAGAAUCUUAUCAGUCAGUCUCCAGUCCCCUUUGGUGGCACAUUUGCAAGGGGGCUGGAAUUCAGCAGCUCUGCCCAGAAAACAGCGCUUUGGGGACACACAGCAACCCAUCUGAUUGGCAGGAGGGAAUACAAAUGUAUAUUUGUGACAAAGCCAGAGUUUACUGUGCCUGCUGGAAGGAAAUCCUUGCUGGAAACAGCUCUUCAAUACGCUGCCUGCAUGGCCAAUGCAAAUUUCCGUUUGGCCUCGUUGAAUGGCAUUGACUUUCUUUCCUGCAGCUGCUGCUGUGCAUGUACGGAAGACAAAAACGGAUUUUUUAAAAUUAAAAAUAAUAAUUCACUUAUAGGGACGCGGGUGGCGCUGUGGGUUAAACCACAGAGCCUAAAACUUGCCGAUCAGAAGGUCGGUGGUUCGAAUCCCCGCGACGGGGUGAGCUCCCGUUGCUUGGUCCCUGCUCCUGCCCACCUAGCAGUUUGAAAGCAUGAAGUGCAAGUAGAUAAAUAGGUACCACUCUGGUGGGAAGGUAAACGGCAUUUCCGUGCGCUGCUCUGAUUCACCAGAAGCGGCUUAGUCAUGCUGGCCACAUGACCCGGAAGCUGUACGCCGGCUCCCUCGGCCAAUAAAGCGAGAUGAGCGCCGCAACCCCAGAGUCGGCCACGACUGGACCUAAUGGUCAGGGGUCCCUUUACCUUUACCUACUGAACUCAUAUGCAAGCCUUUAAUCUAUUGGCAGCCAUGCAGGAAGGUGGAGCUACGAUUGCAUUCAGUCUUCUGCCAUGUAAUGUGCUGGAUCAGGCCAAGUUUAGUCCAGCAUCCUGUUCUCAUACUGGCUGACCAGACGCCCGUGAGAAACCUUGCAAGCAGGAUGCAAGAAAAGAGUGUUGGCUUCUCUUGUAGUUUCAAGCCACUGGUCUUCAGAAGCAUUACUGCCUCCAGCUGUGGAUGCAGAGCAGUCAUCCUGGCUAGUAGCCAUCGAUAGCGCUCUCCUCCAUGAAUUGGUCUAAUCCUCUUUUAAAGCCCUCUAGACUGGUGACCAUCACUGCCUCCAGUGGCAGGGAGUUCCAUAGUUUAACCAUGCACUGCAUGAAGGACUUCCUUUCGUGUCACUGAAAAGAAACAUUUUACUAUAUAUUUUUUAUUAUUAUUAAAGAUUUUCUUGAUUUACAAAAGUGUUUGCAAUGUCUCUCUCUCGUAUUUCCCCCCCCCCCCAUGUAACAUUUUUACAAAUCAGUUUCAUUUGUUGAGACAUUAGGAAGAAAAGGGGGAAAGAGGUGGAGGGGGGGAGAUGAGUGGGGUUGGGUGGCGAUGUUUCUAUUUUACUUACUAUAUGUAGGGUUUGGUGUCAGCGUUGCUUGUGCACGUUCUUUGCUGUUCACUUGUGUUCCUUUGGUGGUGAGAGAGGUUGGGGUUGGCCUAGGGUGUGGUUGUUCAUUUGUGGUUGGCUGUGGUGGUCUUUGUUUUCAUGUGUGAGUGGGGUGGGUGGGUGUUUUGGAUCAGGUUAGCCAUAUUGAUUUGUAUGCUGUUGGUGGAUUUUUGUCGUUGUCUUGUUGGGCUGUGUAUGUGACAAAGAAGGGGUCUUCUUCUAUUUGUCCCCCUGUCAGUUUCAGUUUAUUGGUUAAUUUUUCUAGUAGGGCUGUUUCUCAUACUAUUUGGUACCAUUGGUCCAUGCUUACUCUUGACAGGUCUCUCCAGUGUCUGGAACAGAAAUGUUUUAUCAGAAGUUCCCUUUUAGCCUGACACGCGGCAUUUUUUCCAUAGAGUUCUGCACAUUUGGCAUGAAUUUACACACACACACAGACACACAAAAAAUUUUAACCUUUCCUCCCCUUGCAAAAUUCUCCUUUUGGCCUCUGAUAACAGACACCCCUUCCCUUCUUCCUCCUCUUUCCCCUUCAUUAUACAUCACAGGAAUUUCCUUUGCUGCCCCCACCCUGGUCUCUGUUGUUGGAAGUUGGAGGGAAGCUGAGCAGAUUGCGCUUGGCCUGUUUCUUUGUGUGUUGUGAUGAUGUCCCCCUGUGCUGGUGCUUCUGCAGCCAAACUGACCUAUUUUUAACACCCCAUCAGUGAAAUUAGCCCCCCCCCCGACCUUGGAAGUUUAAUGGGAGUCCAAAGUCUGAAACGGCGAAAAAAAAGAUCUUCGUUGAAUAUUUCAACCCCACAGCCUAGCGAAAUGAAAUGAAAUAACAAUAAAAAUAUGCAGGAAAACAAUAUACAGUGGUACCUCGGGUUAAGUACUUAAUUCGUUCUGGAGGUCCGUUCUUAACCUGAAACUGUUCUUAACCUGAAGCACCACUUUAGCUAAUGGGGCCUCCUGCUGCCGCCGCGCAACCGGAGCACAAUUUCUGUUCUCAUCCUGAAGCAAAGUUCUUUACCUGAAGCACUAUUUCUGGGUUAGCGGAGUCUGUAACCUGAAGCGUAUGUAACCUGAGGUACCGCUGUACAAGCACAGAUUGAUCAGUAGAUUAACAGUUCCAUCAAAAACGGAACAAAACUCAACAGCAGUGAGGACAAAAAUUAGAAUUUCCGAGCAGGGGAAGUCAAUACCUUCUGCCGUUACCCGGGGAGGGAACAUGAAUCGUUGCCCACAAGCCUCCACAAUAGAAACCUCCCACCCUGCAUUUCCAUAAAUACAGGUGGAAAAGAGGAAGAAGGCAACCCCUUCAUAGAGUCCCCAAAGUAAAGAGUCCCUUCCCUUUGGGCGCUGGGGCAACCGCUGCCUUUAAUCAGCAAUAUCUGGGGGGCUAAAAGGCACCCCAUGAGCCACAACUGGGGUUCCCCUUCUCCUCUUCCUCCUCCCACGCCUCAGGGCUGGUGAUGGGGCCGCUAGGAAAGAGGCAGGCAGAUGGAUUUGCUGGUAGCCACAAUUGCAAUGGAUUGCAGUAGGAUUUCAGUGGAGACAAAUACAUGGCCAGAGGUGUUGUUCUCAUGCACUAGCGCUCUGUCUGUCUGUCUGUCUGUCUGUCUCUCUCUCUCUCUCUCUGUGUAGUGACAUUUAAAUGGGAGGAAGAAGCUUCUCGAAUGGCCAUAAAGCCCUUGCAAACGCAGCUGUUCUAAUUUUUGGCCACACAUCCUGGCCUUUAGGGAAGCGGCGCCACCUGGUGGCUGUUGAUGGGCUGCUGCCCUGGAGAAGGUGACUGCCUUCACUCUCCACCUGCCCGUCCACACCCAGUACCCCUUCCUUAAAAUGGCAUUGUUUUUAGAGUGUUUUGGAGCACUAAUUUAGACUGUGCACCAAGGGCUCCACAAAGCAAAGAGGCAAGACGCCUGAUUCUUUUUUCCCAUCCCUCAACAUAAAACACUUCCGCCCCCCCCGCCCCCAAUCUCCUACAUGGUAUCAGGUUGAUAACGCCUGCUCUAGUAUUGCCCCCUUAGUGGAAGCGCCUCCUCCCCAUCUGAGUCGGGUCCCCGAUUUUUUUAAAAUAAUAUUGAUUUGCUAGCCAAGAAAACAACAACCCUACAAACAUAACAAAGAGAAAGAAAAACAACAACAACAAAGAAUUAAAUAUUUAAACCGUAAAGCACCACAGUCUGGAAGGAUAGCUCCAAAGGGAUAAUAAAGUAUUAACUCCUACAAAGGUUCCCUUUAGAAAUAGCAAAGAUUUGUGAAAAAUAUAAGCCUUCUCCACCUGUGAGUUCCACCAUUCCUUAGGACAAAGGUCCUUUUUAGUCUUAAGGGAGCCAGACACUUGUAUGUAUUGAUGGCGCUGUGUAAGAAAUAACAUCAUGUCAUAUAUAGACUGUAUAUUUUUAAAGGUUAUUUGAGCUCGGCCCUUUAGGUACGUUUAGGGCAGGCAUUUCCAAAGUCCAUUUCGGGGGCCUAAUCCGGCCCACUGGUAGGUUUAAUCCGGCCCCUGGGGUAAAAUCCAAAAAAACCCCUCAACAGCCUCAAUCCUAAAAAAAACCAACAACUUUGGUGGGCUAAAAUCGAAAAAUCUCAACAACUUCAAUUCUAAAAAAAGGGUCAACAACUUUGGUCGGCCUUCACUUCAUUAAAUCUGGCCCUCUUUGGAAAAAGUUUGGACACCACUGGUUGAGGGGAUAUCUUUUCAAGAAGGGCGGUUUGCCGAAUAAACAUACACAAACUUAUUGUUGCUAAUAUAAUAAAUGGAUAACUUGAGGAUCUUUACAUUUUUAUAACAUGCAGAGAAUAAUAUGUGUUAAAAAACCAGAGAGAGGAGCUAAGGGAAGUCGUAGGGGGGAGGGGGGGAGGGUAUGGGGGGAAUAUAAUGACGAUUAUUUGCUGGAAUCAUUUAUUAUGUGAAAACAGUCAAUGUUUUUUUUUUUAGUUUUUUUUUAAAGAAGGGUGGUUUGCCAAAUCCUUGAACACCAGCAAUCCAAAUUAUUAAGAUCAAAGGCCUUCCAGGAUUUGGCAAUACAACCUUGGGCUGCUGCUGUUAAGAGAUGAGAAAGGAGUUCUUUGCUUUUCACAUCCCCUCUGACUCGUGUCUUUUCCUCUCUCCAGCACCAGCUGACAUCCCCAGGGAGCCUCUGCUCUUCCCGGGGCUCCAGCGUCCCUGGGUCACCUUCCAGCGUUGUGGUGAGUAGUACCAUGCAGAUGGAUUCUUUGCUUUUAAAUGAUACCUCACCUCCAUGCAUGGAUCUCUCAGCUGAUUAGAGUGUGGUACUGACAAUGCCAAGGUUGCAGGUUCCAUCCCCGUAUGGGGCAGCUGCGUAUUCCUGCAUUGCAGGGGGUUGUAUUAGAUGAUUCUCAGGGUCCCUUCCAACUCUUCUAUGAUUCUCCAGCAAGCAUCCUUCUGGGGCUUCAUUCGAAACACUAAAAAGCUUAGCACCAUAGCAGGAAUGCAAGACUACAGCAGGAGCAGAACCAGAAAAAGUCAAAACCAUGCCAUUGGCAGCAGGUAAGGCAGGUACACCCUACCUGGCCGAAGCUGAGACCCACACUGGGGCUGGAAGCUAUUGUUUAUUAAUAUCCUUCACAAUGUGCACUAGCAAGUUCCUUUACUUAGCAGAGUUUACAUUCCCCUUUUACAUGUACAGCAGACAGCUGGUUGCAGGCUUGUGUAAGCCUCUCACUAUCAUUAUGUUCCUGGUAAGUUCCCUUGAAUCCCUCUUAAAAGAAUAAAGACACCACAAUCUUAUUCAAAGUCAAUAAAAGAAGUUUACUUACAUCAGUUCACAGUUGGAUCCCUGAAGGCAGAGUCACAAAUAUGUACAUAUGGAUCUACCCCAUAAGGGGGAAUAAUCCCAGUGCUUCUGCUAGCUGAGAAGCUAGCAGAGCAGUCCUAGCUAAAAGCUGGUCAAAUGACGAAGGAAGUGAAAAAGAGAGAGGUCUGCUGCGUGACUCCGUCCUUCUGUUACCUGGACAGGUUAGGCCACACCCACCUUCUAUCACAUGCAAAAGGAAGGAUGCUCCAGCCAGGAGGAACAGGAAGUUUCGACUGGCUGGACCAAACAUUCCUUCGCAUGUCUUCUCUAGCAAUCCAAGGAAUGUUGCACUUGACUGCUCUCAGCGGAUUACAUCCCACAGAAACUUGUGGGGUGGCUGGAGCAGGGAAACCAAUGUGGCUGGUUACAGAUGAGCUGAGAUUUAAGAAGGGCAUGAAUAAGAAAGGGGAGAAAGGGGAAAUUAUGAAGGAAGGAAGAGUAUACAUGAGUAGCCAACAGCUGCAGGGAGAAAGGUCAGGCGGGCCAAAGCUCAGGAUGAACCAGCAAGUAUUAGGUCCUCUGUGUGGAGAAGAUGGAGAGAUCACCCAACAGCAUUUCUCCCUCACCCAACAGUGUGAUGCAGCAGCAAGCAAAGCUAAUGCUAUUCAGCAGAGGUCUAGUCUCCAGAUCAAGGGAAGUAAUAGUCCUGCUUUAUUUUGCUUGGGUCAGACCACACCUGGACAACUGUGUCCAGUUCUGGGUACCACAGUUUAAGAAGGAUAUUGAGUGACUGGCAGAAUCCGAGACCAGGGAGAAGAGUCGGUGGAAGAAGAUUGGAAAAAGUUUAAAGAUUAUUUACAGAAAUAUUGUAAAAUUAAUGAAUGUUAGAAUGAUGUUGGAUAGAAACUAAGGGGUUUCUAGCUGUAAUGUUAUAAGGGAAUAUGAAAAAAUGGACUAUUAAUAGGUAAAAAUCUAAUGUUACAAUACUUUAAGAUUGAAGAUUAGAAUAAACAAAGAGGGGAGGGAUUUGCUGAACUAACAAACUGAAUUGGAAUACAGAAAAGGGAGGUGUGAGGAGGUCCGGGAAAUAAGCAAAUGAAAGAUAAGUGAUUGAAAGACUGAAUUGUUUUUAACUAUUUUUAUUUUGUAUUUUUCUUUUUUCUUUUUUUAUUUUGUAAUAUUUUGAAAAUCUUAAUAAAUAUCUUUUUUAAAAAAAUAAUAAGAAGGAUAUUGAGAAGCUGGAAGGUGUGCAGAGGAGGGAAUCCAUUCCAUUGUCAAACAGCUCUUAACAGUCAGAAAGUCCUUCCUGAUGUUUAGUCAGAAUCUCCUUUCUUGUAACUUGAAGCCAUUGGUUCGAGUCCUACCCUCCAGAGCAGGAGAAAAGAAACUUGCUCCAUCUUCCAUGUGACAGCCUUUGAGAUAUUUGAAGAUGGCUGCCAUAUCAUAUUUUCAACCCAUUUGUAAUCAAAAAGAGGUUGUUUGCUUUGGUCUAGCUGUACCCCAUGUUAUUUAACGUAGGCAACCAAGCUCAAAAGUUUGUAGCUUUUAAGUCGGCUCGAAUAUCCAAAUCCAUUGACAAAUUAAUAUGUUGUGCAAUGUAAUAUAGCUUUAGGUUUGGUUUUGUAAGUGAGUGUGUUUAUUUGAAUGCUUCCUGAAUCAAGACCUGGAACGCUGAUGCUUCUGUCUUCCUUCCCAGGCAAAAAUGGACAAUGAAGUCUACAAGGACUUAGCAGCAAUCCCCAAAGACAAGGCGAUCCUGGACAUAGAGCGCCCCGACUUGAUGAUCUAUGAGCCCCACUUUACCUACUCCCUCCUGGACCACGUGGAGAGGCCAAGGAGCCGAGAGGUGGGCCAGCCCAACCCCCCUUUUCGAGCCUGGGGUGGGUGGGUCCUUUGCUUUGCCCAGAGUACCGUAGCGAAAGCUAUUUUGAGGUUAUGGUUCUGUAGGAGUUGUUAGGAAACAGCAAGUCCCGACGAAAGAGGAAUGGAGGAUGAAACUGAUGGACUAGGCAGAGUUAGAUAAAUUAAUAGGAAGGAUUUGAAACCUUUAGGACCAGAGAUUCUUAGAAGACUGGAGUAAAUAUACGAACUAUUUGAAAAGUAAUUGUAAACAGAUUACACUAGUAGGAUUGCAAGAAGUUUUGUAAGGAGGAUUAUUUGAAAUAUUGCAAGAAAGACUAUGAGGAGAAUUAGUAAAGGUAAAGGUAAAGGGACCCCUGAUCAUUAGGUCCAGUUGUGAUCGACUCUGGGGUUGCGGCGCUCAUCUCGCUUUACUGGUGGAGGGAGCCGGCGUACAGGUUCCAGAGCGGCGCCGUUUACCUUCCCGCCGAAGUGGUACCUAUUUAUCUACUUGCACUUUGACGUGCUUUCGAACUGCUAGAUUGGCAGCAGCAGGGACCGAGCCCGGGGAUUCAAACCACCAACCUUCUGAUCGGCAAGUCCUAGGCUCUGGGGUUUAACCCACAGCGCCACCUGCAUCCCUGGAGAAUUAUUAGUUAAUGAUAAUUAAAAGUACCGGUAAUAGAGAAAUUAAGAAAUGCAGAGUAAGUGAUAAAAACGGAAAAUCAUCAGAGGAGUUGACGGAAGUCAUAAAUAUUGUAUAAGAUAAGAAAUUAUGUUACAUGAAUGUUGGAAAUGAUAUGUUAAAAAAAACUAAUAAAAAUAUAUUUUUUUUAAAAAAGGAAACAGUAAGGCCAGUUCUGUAAUGGCUGGCUAAUUAAUACUGUGAGGUUUUUGUGUUCCAUGAGCCCCACUGUGGCUUGCAGUAUAGACACAGAAUCAUAGAAAACUAGGGUGGAAGGGACACUAAGGCUCAUCUAGUCUAACCCCCUAAAAUGCUGGAAUCUUAACUAGAUCAUACAUGACUCAAGCUCUCCAAUGAAGGAGAUUUCGCCACGUUCCAAGGGAGUCCCUUCCAUUGUCAAAUGGCUCUUACCCUCAGAAAGUUCUUCCGAUGCUUUAGCCAGAAUCUCCUUUCCUGGAAUCUGAAUCUAUCGGUUUGGGUCCUCCUCUCCAGAGAGGCAGAAAACAAGCUUGCUCCAUCUUCUGUAAGAAAGCCUUUUAGACGUAAUAGAUGACUCAGAUGUGAGCGGCAUCAAGUGAAGUUCUUUCUCUCUCUCUCUCUCUUGACUCCCUUCUGCAGCGCUCCCUCUCGCCCAAAUCCCUCUCUCCUCCUCCUUCUCCAGAAGUAAGUGUUACUCAAGGUUGCCUUGGAGAUGGGUUUCCAAGAUGGGUUACCAAGAGCAGAGAAGAGGCCAGUGGGAGGGAGGGAGUGGGGAAGAGAUGAGCAAGGCUGUCAGUGCGACAGGGUGGCGGGGAGAGGGAUGUGUUCUUGCAUCUGCACGGGCAACAAUUGAGCUCAGCGCACCGGGGCCUGUCAGCUCCAGAAGCCCUCUGGCCAAGAGGCAAGCCGGUUUGCAGGACUCCUUGCCACACGACAGGCCAGCACAGCUCCUCGGCCGCUGACAGUCUCUUGGUGGAGGGCAGGGUGCAGGCUGGUCUUCUGCAAGGGGAGGGAAAGGGCUGUGUGGCAAUACGGGCCGGGGCCGGCCCACCCGUUACUGCCGAUGAGGCAGCUGCCUCAGGCUGCAGGCUGGAGACAGCUGGGGGGAGCUGCAGAUCUGGGGACCCCAGGAGCCUUCCACCCGCUGCCCCCUGUGCUUUAGCUCGCAGCUGCCACCAAGGAAGAACAGAGCCACUGUUGCCACCUGCCUCCUAUUUUCUCCCGUUUUGCCUCAGGCGGGAAAAUGUCUUGGGCCGGCCCUGAAACCAGACUGCUGGCCUCCUCUGACCUCCUUUGCUCUGCCCACAGGUCACUCGCGACUGGAUGGAGGAGAGCAAGUCUCCAGGCAAUGCCUCCCAGCCGGGCAGCCGCCGAACCAGCAGCAGCAGCCGCAGCGGAGUCCACCAUUUCCACCGCCCUGGUAGGGCCCCCCCCCUUGCCAAAGGCGCCUUCAGACUUUCCCUGACACCCCCACCCACGCCUUAGACUGCUCCCCCAGACCCUUCCCUGCCCUCCAACAGCUGCAGCCUCUCCGGGGGGUCUCAGUCAUAAAACUGUAGAGAGUUGGAGGGGACCCCCAAAGGUCAUCUAGUCCAGCCCCCUGCAGUGCAGCCGUCAUACGCUACAUGGGGCUGUCUUUGAAAAGGGCUCAGAAACGUCAGCUGGCUUAAAGAGCUUAAGCCAGACAGAAUCAUAGCUGUCAACUUUUCCCUUUUUUAAAGGGAAAUUCCCUUAUUCCAAAUAGGAUUCCUCACAAGAAAAGGGAAAAGUUGACAGCUGUGGACAGAAUAUUGAUCCCCUUGUUAGAAAAGCUCCGCUAGCUGCCCAUCUGUUCCUGAGCACAAUUGAAAGUGCUGGUCGUGACCUAUAAAGCCCUAUAUAACUUAGGCCCAGGCUCUCUGAAGGACCAUAUUCCCUUAUAAGAACCUGCCCAGGUUUUGAGAUCUUGAGGGGAGGUCCUUCUCCUAGUUCCACCACCCUCACAGGCCUACAUGGUGGGGAGACGCAGGAGAGGGCCUUCUCGGUGGCUGCUCCCAGACUGGAGAAGCCAGGCGGGCCCCCUCCUUUGGUCCUUCUGCCAGCAGGCGGAGACCUUCUUAUUCCAGCAGGCCUUUGGGAACAGACUGUUGUUUUUUAAGGAAAGGGCUUUUAAUAAGUGCUGUGCUGUUUUAUUAUUUGUAUUUUAAUAGACGAGUUUUUAAAAUUGUUUAAUUCUAUUAGAGUUUAAUUACUUUUUAUAUGUUUCUUAACUUAUUUAAUUGGUGGUGUUGUAAUUUGUGUAAACCGCCUUGAGUCCCAGUCUGGGAAAAAGGCAGGAUAUAAAAGAUGAUGAAGAAAAUAAAAAUACACUGGUAGCUUGGUUUAAGAACAGCUUAGUUUUUGAACAACGUGGAUUAAGAACACUGCAAACCCAGAAGUAGGCAUUUUGGUUUGUGAACUAUUCCUUGGAAUAAGAACAUGUUUUGCUUCCUGUUGAGUGUGUUCCAUUUGUAAAUUGAGUCUCCCGCUGCUAUGGGAAAGCAUGCUUUGGUUUAAGAAUGCUUUGGUUUAAGAACGGACUUCCGGAACGGAUUAAGUUCGUAAACCAAGGUAAAGGUAAGGUAAAGGGACCCCUGACCAUUAGGUCCAGUCGUGGCCGACUCUGGGGUUGCGGUGUUCAUCUCGCUUUACUGGCCGAGGGAGCCGGCGUACAGCUUCCGGGUCAUGUGGUCAGCAUGACUAAGCCGCUUCUGGAGAACCAGAGCAUCGCACGGAAACGCCGUUUUCUUUCCCGCCAGAGCGGUACCUAUUUAUCUACUUGCACUUUGACGUGCUUUCGAACUGCUAGGUUGGCAGGAGCAGGGACCGAGCAACGGGAGCUCACCCCAUUGCGGGGAUUCAAACCACAGAGCCUAGGACUUGCCGAUCAGAAGGUCAGUGGUUCGAAUCCCUGCGACGGGGUGAGCUCCCAUUGCUUGGUCCCUGCUGCUGCCAACCUAGCAGUUCGAAAGCACACCGGUGCAAGUAGAUAAAUAGGUACCGCUCUGGCGGGAAGGUAAACGGCGUUUCCGUGCGCUGCUUUGGUUCGCCAGAAGCGGCUUAGUCCUGCUGGCCACAUGACCCGGAAGCUGUGUGCUGGCUCCCUCGGACAAUAAAGCAAGAUGAGCGCCGCAACCCCAGAGUCGUCCGCGACUGGACCUAAUGGUCAGGAGUCCCUUUACCUUUAAAAGGAGAAAUAUGGGCAGCAGCAGGCUGGAAAACCACCUCGGGGGUCUCCCUGAGAAGUGGCCCCAAACCAGUUGCUGCGUCUCCUGAGCACUUCCCUGUUCCUUCCCCAGAUACCAACACGGCAGAGAUGAACAUCUACAAGAAGCCCCCCAUCUACAAGCAGAGAGGUAGGUGGUGCUCCCCGAUGACCUCUAGGGUGGGCAAAGGUGGGGCUACACACAGCAGAGGCUCAGAGUCACCUGCCCCCCCUUUGCACCUUGCAGAGCAGUCGGUGACGCCAACCCCACAGAGCAAGCACCUGAUUGAGGACCUGAUCAUCGAAUCCUCCAAGUUCCCGGCUGCCCAGCCGCCCGACCCCAACCAGCCGGCCAAGAUUGAGACGGACUACUGGCCCUGCCCGCCCUCCUUGGCAGUUGUGGGUAGGUGGUCCUUGCUGUGUUUUUCUGUCAGCCAGUGGGGUAGUGGAUGGGGGAAUGCAGGGGAGCAUAGCUGUGGGGCUUUUUUCCCAGAACUGGAGCAAUAUUGCCAUCUGGCAAGGUGCCAGGGCGAUUGGUCUCCUUUGUCUGGCAAACGAAUGAGGCGAUAACAAGGCUUUCAAGUUUGCUUGUGAGAGAUUAGCGUAGAGGAUGUUGGAUAAUGAGGGAAAGAAUCGAGCAGAGGCUGGAUACUGCUUUCCUUUUCUUUGACGAGGUUGCUGCUUCGUACUAGCAGUUUUAACAAAAAAUAUUUUUUAUUAAUCACUUUUAGCAAAUCAAUUUAUAAACCAAUAUAACCAAUUACAUUUUCCCCCUCCCUUUCCCACCCUCCAGAGACUUCCCUCAGCUCCCCUCUCUGAUUUGUUUUUACAUAUUAUUCUCUGCAUGUUGUAAAAUUGUACAGAUUUUCUUCCUUGUCUAUCAUAUGUUCUACUACUAUCAUAUGUUCUACUAAUGAAUACUAACGAAUUUAUGGGUGUUUAUUCAAAACCUGCCAAGGAGACCAAAUCCUUUUGUUGUCUUUUCAAAUAGUUUGUAAAUAGUUCCCAUUCUUCCUUAAAAUCACGAUUGUCCUUCUCCCGCAGUUUAUAUGUCAACUUUGCCAGCUCCGCAUAGCUCAUCAGUUUUUCUUGCCAUUGUUCUUUCAUUGGGAUUUCCUCAUUCUUCCAUCCUUGUGCUAACAAGACGCUUGCCGCUGUUGUAGCAUACAUAAAUAAGUUCUUUGUUUUCUUUGGCAGGUCUUGUCCUAAAAUCCCUAGCAAAAAUGCUUCUGGUUUUUUUACAAAUGUCAUUUAAAACAUUUUUUUCAAUUCAUUAUAUAUCAUCUCCCAAAAAUUUUUAACUUCUCUACAUUCCCACCACAUAUGAUACAAAGUACCUUCUUUUUCUUUACAUUUCCAACAUGUAUUUGACCAGGUUUUAUACAUUUUUGCCAUUUUUACUGGUGUAAUAUACCAUCUAUACAUCAUUUUCAUGUAAUUUUCUUUCAAAAGAGAACAGUCUGUAAAUUUCAGAUCUACCUUCCACAACUUUUCCCAGUCUUCAAAUUGUAUAUUGUGUCCUAUAUCUUGUGCCCAUUUUAGGUACUAGCAGUUUUAAACGGUAGCGAUUCCUUGAGAGAUCCUUUGCAUUUCCAAAACAGCUAUUUACAACCUUCAAAAUAAAUAAAUAAAAGCAGAUUAAAACAUAUAUCACCAUUCUACAGGGCAGGCUUGUCUAAACAAGAAUGUUUUCAGCAGGCACCCAAAAGAAUACAGUGAAGGCGCCUGCCUGAUCUCAAUAGGCAGUGAGUUCCAAAGUGCAGGCGCCGCCACACUGAAUGACCAGUUUCUUACAAGUGAAGAACAGGUAUUAUAUGGCCCUGUAAUAAUGCCAGCUGCACAGAUUGUGGCGGCUGAGCAGACGUAUAUGGGGUGAGGUGAUCUCGCAGGCAAACUGGUCCCAUGUUCUAGUUCCAGGUAGGUAGCCAUGUUGGUCUGCCGUAGUCGAAACAAAAUAAUAAUAAAAAAAUCCUUCCAGUAGCACCUUGUUGUUGUUGUUUAGUUGUUUAGUCGUGUCCGACUCUUCGUGACCCCCUGGACCAGAGCACGCCAGGCACUCCUGUCUUCCACUGCCUCCCGCAGUUUGGUCAAACUCAUGCUGGUAGCUUCGAGAACACUGUCCAACCAUCUCAUCCUCUGUCGUCCCCUUCUCCUUGUGCCCUCCAUCUUUCCCAACAUCAGGGUCUUUUCCAGGGAGUCUUCUCUUCUCUUGAGGUGGCCAAAGUAUUGGAGCCUCAGCUUCAGGAUCUGUCCUUCCAGUGAGCACUCAGGGCUGAUUUCCUUCAGAAUGGUUUGAUCUUCUUGCAGUCCAUAGUAGCACCUUAGAGACCAAGUAAGUUUGUUCUUGAUAUGAGCUUUCGUGUGCAUGCACACUUGCACACGAAAGCUCAUACCAAGAACAAACUUAGUUGGUCUCUAAGGUGCUACUGGAAGGAUUUAUUUAUUUUUUUAAAAUUUGGGUCCCAUGUUGUUAAGGGUGGUUGGUAUAAGAAUAGCAACCCCUUGAACCUGGCCACCAGGGCAGAUUUAUCAGCGCAGGUGUUCUGUGCUGCCAAAGCCUUUCAGCAAUUGUGUUGCAGCAUUCUACACUCAUUGCAACCUCCAGAUCAGGUGCAAGGCAAGCCCCACACAGAGCGCAUAGCAGUAAUCUAGCAGCGAAGUAAUCCAUGGGAAUGCUCAGGUAAACUGGCCCCACGUUACUAAGGGCUUUAUAGAGUCCUAGCUUCACCCUCUUUGGUCCCUUUCAUCUUCCCCUCCCCAAAUGGAUACUACAAGGUUUCGGCCCUAAGCACACUCACCUGGGGACGAUCUCUUCUGAAAUCGGGGAGGGAGGGUAUCAUUUUUGAAGGUGAGGAAAUCCUCCGCCCAAGAAGCUGUCUGCCGCAUGUGAGACACCCUCCUGCCUUGUCUUUCUGCAGAGACUGAGUGGCGGCGGCGGAUGGCCUCCAAAAGAGGCGAGGACGAGGAUGAGGACAGCACAGAAGAAUUGGGGAGCCUGCGAGAGUUGCAGAAGCAAGAGCUGAGCAAGGUGGGCAGGGGGCUUGGGGGCAGGUGAAGCCGGGUGGGGGGCUCUCCUGGGUGCCGGUGGCUCCUUGUGUGGCUGAGCUCCCUGUCCCCACUCUCUCUCUCCGCCAGGUGGCCUCCAACCUCGGCAAGCUCAUCCUCAAGGAGGAGAUGGAGAAGUCGCUCCCCAUCCGGAGGAAAACCCGUUCCCUUCCAGACCGGACGCCCUUCCACUCCUGUGAGUAAGCAACCCCUACCUCACCCCCUGCUAAAACCAGGGGCUGAUUUCCCAUGCUUCCCAUUCUUUUUGUCUUGAAACAGGAAGGGCACAUCUUUCGUGCACCCCUGUUUGUUUGUUUGCAUUUAUAAUCCACCCUUUACUCCGAGGUGCUCAAGAUAGCACUCUGUUAGAAUUCCUGCUCUAUGAUUGCAGUCAUGGGAUUGUUGUCUAUCACAUGAUGGUGUAUGUUUUCAUUCCACAGAGUGGGAAGUGACAGAGACAGGAUGUUUGUGUUACUGUGUUCCGUGAAGUGGGACUAUUGUCCUUUGUUCUUUCUCUUUGCUGUCUGAUGCUAGAGAGAGAGGGAGCCAUGUUGCAGUGCUCUGUGUGUGUUUAUAUGUAAAUAAAGUAGAUUAGCCAAAAUGCUGAGUUGCUGAGGUCUGUCACGCAAGGUGCACAAACUCUGCAGAACCCUAAGUGUGCCGGUGUCGGUUGGCAUCGGUCACUGUGAUGUUUGGGCAGAAGAAAGCUUAUGAAGCUUCCGAACAAUUGACCAGGAGGGAGAGAACAUGCCAUUCGGGCAUGUGUCUCUGCCAGGGUCCUACUCGAGUGUAGGCUGAACUCCUGACACAUUCAUGGUUCUCUUCUUCCCUUUUUUAUCCUGUCAACGACCCUGCCAGGCAGGUUAGGUCACCCAGUUCACCCUGUAAGAUUCAUGAUGGCUGAGUGGGGAUUUGACCCCUGGUCUCCCAGGUCUGCAGCCGACACUCUUAACUGCUAUGCCACUAAUAAUAAUAAUAAUAAUAAUAAUAAUAGUAAUAAUAAUUUAUUUGUACAAAUAAUAUUUUAUUUGUUUCCCCAGCCACUCUGGGGGGCUCCCAACAGAAUAUUGAAAACACACCAAAAAAUCAAACAUUGAAAACUUCCCUAAACAGGGCUGCCUUCAGAUGUCUCCUAACAGUCAGAUAGUUGCUUAUUUCCUUGACAUCUGAUGGGAGGCAUUGCACAGGGCGGGUGCCACUACCGAGAAGGCCCUCUGCCUGGUUCCCUGUAACCUCGCUUCUCACAGGGAGGGAACCACCAGAAGGCCCUCAGCCCUGGAUCUCAGUGUCCGGGCUGAACGAUGGGGGUGGAGACGCUCCUUCAGGCCACUUAGAGCUUUAAAGGUCAGCACAAGAUGCAAGAACGCAAGACCUGGUCCAUCUAGCUUCACAGACUGGAAGCAAUCGCUUUCCAGGGUUUCAGGCAGAGAUUGAACCUGGGGCCUUCUGCAUGCAGAUAUAUGUAUUAUAUCAAGUUUACGCCAACGGUACUCCUGCCGUGAUCUACAGAAGGAAACCAUAGGAAAAGUUGAGAUUGGCACACAACAGGACACCACUUUGUCCUCUCCUGGGGAGAGUGGCUGAGUGAACAAGCCAUACCCAGAAUUGCCCACCCAUAUUCCCAAUGCAGGCUGAAUGAAUGACUGGGAAUAAGAAGAGCUUGAUGGAUCAGGUUAAUGGCACAUCCAGACCCAGCGCCCUGUUCUCAUAGUUGCCUCUGUUUGUGAAGGCAUAGCAGAACCUUCAAAGAUAGUACCUCUCCCCCAUGAGACAAUGGAGUGUGCCUCCAGGGGUCAUGUGUCCACAGUGCCUGCUGUGGCUGAAGAGACUGGUAACUCAUAACUGCUGCCUCCCCUAUAUUGUUUUUGCUGUGUUAGCUGCACCAAAGUGACGCAAGCCUGGGCAGUGUGUCUGGAGGUCCUGGGCUGCCCAGACGACAAGACCCCCCUCUCAGCCACACUGGAGUGGUCUACAGGAGAGUAGACCAAUGCAUUUGACACCAGAUUGGCUGCAGGAGUUGCUGGAAGGAGGCAUUCAAUACGCCAUCCAACAGUCUUAGGGACUUGGGAUUUGUGUAGGAUUUACACCUUAGCCUUUUCUUCUCUGAAAGAUGUCCCACAAGGCAGUGGGUACAUGAAUUUGUCUAAUCCUCUUUUAAAGGUUGGUGGCUGUCACUGCAUCCUGUGGCAGAGAGUUCCACAGUUCAGCUGUGUGCUGUGUGAAGAAGCAGGUUUGGCCAAAAGAGCCCAGGAGACACAGAGGCGGCUGCCCUCUUGCAAGUGUGCCUGAGCAUUUGGCCCCAUGAGAGCUGUCCCUGGUGCCCUUCAAGUGCUGUGGCCUACAACUCCCAUCAGUCCUUGCCAGCCUGGCCACGCUCCCAUCAGCCCCUGCACCAAAGAGCUGUGCUGCCUGGGGCUGAUGGGAGCUGUAGUCCGGUUGGGGAAGGCUGGUCUAGAGCAGCAGAUGUGCCCCUUGGCCAGAGCUCCUCCUCAUGUGGCCGCCCUGAGCAGCAACCCCACAGCCUGCCCGUUUCCCAAGCUCCCUUCCAGUGCUACCAUCUGUGCAUGUUCCUGAACUGUUGCUCAACCCAGAUUCAAAGGAGCCUUUUCCCCAGCCAUAUUAAUCGCUGGUCUUCCUCUUUUUCCAGCUCUUCACGGCGGAAGCUCGAAAUCUUCCUCCCUUCCUGCCUAUGGGAGAAGCACCCUCGCCAGGGUAAGGUGCCAGUUAGGGGCCUCUGCUCUACCUUCCAACCUUCAGCUUCUAUGAGUCCUUUUAUAUAUAUAUAUAUAAUAUAUUUUUAUUAAGUUUUACAUAACAAAUUUAAAUUCAAACACAUCAUUCACCUCCUCAUUUAUAUUCUCUGAAUCUCUUGACUUCCCUCUGCCCUUCCACGGUUACCAUUAUCAAUCUUUUAUUUUAUUUUAAUCUGCUUAUCUUAUUUUCUCUAAUUUGUUAAAAGAAUAACAACCCAUUUUUCCAGGGUUUUUCAUACGUUACAAGCAUUACUCAAAUCCUGCCAAAGUUUUAAAAAUUGUUUACGGUGUUCUCUUGAGCACAUUAUAAAUUUUCCCCAUUCCUUCUUAAAAUUCCUGGCUUAUGAUUUUCCCAGUCAGUUUCGCCAUUUCGGCGUAGUCCAUCAUAGUCCUUCAGCUUCCACGAGUUCUAGUGUUGUGACAGAGAAAGACUUUUCUCUUUCCCCUUUCUUCUCUUGGGACUUUCCCCAACCCACGGUUGCACUCACUGCAAGCGCUUUCACGAGCUGGAUUGGGCCCAUGAAAUGCUAUAAUGCCCCUUGCCUGCCUGCCUGGAGAUGGUGUUUGUGUGUGACUUUUGUGCUGCUGGAAUGUACCGUAUUUUUUGCACCAUAACACUCACUUUUUUCCUCCUAGAAGGUAAGGGGAAAUGUCUGUGCGUGUUAUGGAGCGAAUGCCUACAGAUGGCGGGGGGAUCUGCUGCAGUCGUGAGCAGAGGAUCCAUGGUUCCCCUUCCUUCCCUCCUCCGUGGCUCGCUUUGAAACAGCAAAGCGGGAGAAGAGCCGCUGAGUGGGGAGGAGAGAGGGACAGAGAGCCUGCUUGGUUUAAAGGAGCAAAGCGGGAGAGGAGAGGAGCCGCUUACACGGGUGUAAGCAGCUCCUAUCUGGAUGGCUCCUUUAAAGCAAGCAGGCUCUCUGUCCCUCUCUCCUCCCCACUCAGCUCACUAAAUAGCAGCAAAGUUUUUCAGCUCGCAAAGCCGGGGAGGUGAGAGAGAAGCAGAGCCUGCUUGCUUCAAAGGAGCAAAGCGGGAGAGGAGAGGAGCCUUCUCCUCUUAUACCCCUCGCCUGCAUUAUUAGCAGCAUCCUUCUCUACCCACCCCACACGUGUUCCUUCUCACCCCUCGCCUGCAUUAUUAGCAGCAUCCUUUUUUUGCAUUGGGCUACUCCAAACUCACCGUCAGAUCACAUGUCUGUGGCCACAGCAUGAACCACAAAAAUCAUACAUCCACUGUUUCGUUUAGAAUAUUUUUUUUCUUGUUUUCCUCCUCUAAAAAGUAUGUGCGUGUUAUGGUCGGGUGCGUGUUAUAGAGGGAAAAAUACGGUAUGUAGCCUGCUAUGAAAUGAGAGCAAUGCAUUUGCCGCUUUGACCUGUUUUGCCACUCGCCCUGAGCUCUGUUGAAUGCAGACCCGAGAAGAUUAUCCACAACAUGGUGCAAGUCUUGAGUUGAGACACACUGCCCAUCUCUGCUCUAUCCCUUGGAUGGAAGUAGAAAAAGUGAAGGUGUUUGGAGGGAAUGUGCAUAUUCCACACAUCUAGAAGUCCUUCGGUUUCCUUUUUAUGAAAGCAGUCUUGUCUUGCUGGUGCAGAGAGGGCUCAAGAACAGUCUAAUCUGAGGCGGUGGAAAUAAUCUCAAUGAUCACAAGAAGGGCCGCCCUUCCAAAUUGUGCCUGUACCUCUUGUGCCUGCUUCCAUUCUGAAACCAUAGAAUCAUAAAAUUGUAGAGCUGGGAAGCAACAACAGGGAGUUGGAGAAUCUAGUCCAUGGGUAGGCAAACUAAGGCCCGGGGCCCAGAUCCGGCCCAAUCGCCUUCUCAAUCUGGCCCGCGGACGGUCUGGGAAUCAGCCUGUUUUUACAUGUGUCCUUUUAUUUAAAAUGCAUCUCUGGGUUAUUCGUGGGGCAUAGGAAUUUGUUCAUUUCCCCCAAAAAAUAUAGUCCGGCCCCCCUCAAGGCCUGAGGGACAGUGGACCGGCCCCCUGCUGAAAAAGUUUGCUGACCCCUGACUAGUCCAACUCCCUGCAAUGCAGGGAACCACAGUUGAAGAAUUCCUGACAGGUGGCCAUCUAAGGACCUCCAAGGAAUGAGGGUCCAACACUGUCUUCCGAGAGAGUCUGUUCCACUGUCAAACUGUUCUUACGAUACAGAACAACAAACCCCUGUGUUGCAAACUAAACACAACAAACAAUACAAGCAACACGCAGGCCAGUAUACUAGAUAGCACUGUAAUUCUUAAUGCAUAAUAUACAUGAUUUAGUAACAAAAACAUGAUUUGUUACUAAAUCAUGUAUAUUGUGCUGUAAGAAUUACAGUGCUAUCUAGUAAACUGUUCUUACAGUCAGAAAGUUCUUCCUAAUAUCUUGGAUCCCGAAUGCCCUGGAACUCAGACAUUUUGGCUCCCAGACGCCCGAAACCCAGACGUGAUUGUUCCAGUUUGCAAACAUUCUUUUGGAAGCUGAACAUCCGACGGGGCUUCUGCGGCUUCUGAUUGGCCGCAGGAGCUUCCUGCGGCCAAUCAGAAGCAGCGAUUUGGCUUCCGAACAUUUUGGAAGUCAAACGGACUUCCGGAACGACUUCCAAGGUGCGACUGUAUUUAAUUGGAAUCUCCUUUCUUGCCCUUUGAAUCCCUGUGAUUUCGGUCGUCCCCUCAAUCUUGCAUGGGGCAACUCUUCAGGUAUUUGAAGAUGGCUGUCAAAUUCUGAUCCACGCCAUCUUUGACCAAGAAUCGCACAGCUGGCAUUGGCCCUGCAGAGAGACCUGCUGGCCUGGGGCUGAGGUCCCACAAGUAGCCCACAUCUCCUGCCAUUAUUCGGAGGUGGGGGGGUGUGGAAUCCUUCUGCCACAAGCAGAAAACCUGAGUAAUAAAGGCACAAUCACAUCAUGGACAUGUGGAAUCGGUUGCCUUUCUCCCACAAAGCUGUAGUUCCCAGGAGUCUUUGGGGAAAGUGAUGUGUGCUUUAGAUGUGUGGUCUGGAUGUGACCUAGGAAAGAUCAAAGCACCCGCUCUCUUCAUGCCACCAAGGUUGGCAUGUCUCUGUGGGUGACCCUGACUCUUCUCCUGCUUUUUCCCACGUUCUACAGCUGCAGUCCACAGAGUUCAGUCCUGCCGGCAGCGAGAAAGGGAGCCCAGGUAAGCAAAGCUACGGGGUUGGGGUGGGGCAAAGGCAGACCUCUCAUCUGCUGACAUCAGUCACCUGCCCUAGCUUGGACCCUCUUCUGCUACUUCUGAGCUGUUUCUGACCUCCCUCCCGCUCACAGAAUUGUAGAGUGGGAAGGGACCCCCAAGGGCAGUGUUAGAAACUGGGACAGAAAAGCUAGGAGCCAAAUGGCUCCUGGGACCUGGGUUGCAGGAGCCAAAACAGAAUGUCUAGUCGCCAUUUGGGGGAGGGGGAGUGUUUGGCAACACUUUUUAUUAUUUUGAUAAGCAUGAAAUAAUAAUAAGCAAUUCACAUAAGUGGCACAUUGUCAAUAUCACAUUUUAAGCAGAAACUGCUAAUACAUGUUUGAUUUGGUGUUUGCAAUAAAAAAUAUGGGUACCAUACUUCAGUUUUCAAAACACUCUUUUUAUUAACAUAUUGCCUAUCCUUAACAUAUACAGUGGUACCUCGGGUUAAGUACUUAAUUCAUUCCGGAGGUCCGUUCUUAACCUGAAACUGUUCAUAACCUGAAGCACCACUUUAGCUAGUGGAGCCUCCUGCUGCCCCCGUGCCGCCGGAGCAUGAUUUCUGUUCUCAUCCUGAAGCAAAGUUCUUAACCCGAGGUACUAUUUCUGGCUUAGCGGAGUCUGUAAUCUGAAGUGUAUGUAACAUGAAGCGUAUGUAACCCAAGGUACCACUGUACUUCGAUGCACAUACAUUUCAGUAAUCCUUGAGUGUCAGCCAGGCGUGAAAAUAAAGCACCCAGACUUUUUGAGGUGCUCACAAACGGAGAAUCUUCAGGUGCGAAAUGCGCCUGGCACCCUGCUAAUUUCGAACCCUGCCAGAGGGUCAUCUACUCCAACCCCCCACAAUGCAGGAAUCACACUAAGUGGUCUUGGCCACUUAGCAAUGAACCAACUGAAGAAGAUGGCAGGGGACUGUUGUCUUGUCACCUUCAUCCCCUUUCCUUCUGUCUUGCAGGUCUACAGGUGAGCACACAUGUCCAGCCACAGGUGGUCCCCCUGAGAGGUGAUGUAUCAAGCCAGUUUCCUCAAGGAUACCCGGGAGAGUGACAGCGUCUCACCCAAAUCCCAGAGGAAGGCUGAGGAGGGUUUGAGAGGGGGGCCAGGACGGAAUAAGGUGGUGCAACUGGCUGCCUCCUGUGGGUCCACAGCCAUGCCAAGCACUCUUUCUGUGGGAGAAGGCCCUGCAACUGUGUUGGGUUUAUUUUCCCUCCGCAGAACGGCCAGAGAGGGCGGAUGGACAGGGGAAACUCCCUUCCUAGUAUGCUGGAGCAAAAGGUGAGAAUCGCCCCUGGGGCCAUGGGGGAAUAUCCACUGUCCUUUCGCAUGGGGCUAAUGUGUCCUGAUGCGCCCACAAAGAAAUGCAACCAAGUGGCCCCUUCGUCAACUUUGCUUUUCUUCCUCCCUGAAGAUUUACCCUUACGAGAUGCUGAUGGUGACGAAUCGGGGAAGAGUGAAACUGCCUCCAGGCGUGGACAGGACAAGGCUAGAGGUACAAAGAAAGAGCGCCGGUGCAGAUCUACCUUUCUCAACCCUGGCACCCUCCAAAUCACUUCCUUGCUAUUAUCAUUAUCAACAUCAUCAUUAUUACAGUCGUACCCUGGAUUCUGAAUGCCUCGCGACUUGAACAUUUUGGCGCCUGAACGCCGCAAACCCGGAAGCGAGUGUUCCGGUUCCGGUUUGCGAACGUUCUUUGGAACCCAAACAUCCACCGCGGAUUAUAUGACUUCCGAUUGCAUGCAGGAAGCCCCUGCAGCCAAUCGGAAGCCGCACUUUGGUUGUUGAAUUUUUACGGAAGUCGAACAGAAUUCUGGAACGGAUUCUGUUCGACAACCAUGGUAUGACUGUAUUAUUGUUGUAGUAGUAGUAGUUGUUGUUGUUGUUUUAGAAAAUGUAUAAGCCACUCGAUUGUCAGAAAAACUCAAAAGGGCUUACAGAAAAGAAAAAGCAAUUAAAUUGGCAAGAAAUAACCAGACAUUGGAAAAGUUAAGAUAACCAGAGACUAAAAACAUAUUAAGACUCGCAUCAACUUUCUAAACAUCUGGACAGGCUUGUUUAAAGAAAAAUGUUUUUAGCAAGUGCUGAAACGAGUAAAGGCCUGAUGUCAAUAGGCAUCAAGUUCCAAAGUUUGGGUGCUGCUACACUAAAAUAUCAAGUUCUUACAAAUGUGGAACAGGUAUUAUGGGGCACUUGUAACUGCGCCUGUCCUGCUGAUUGAAGCAGCAGAGGGGCCACAUGUGGGGUAAGAAGGUCCAGAUGUUGUUGGGCUUCAACUCCCAGCAUCCUCAACAGCCCGCAUGGCCAGUGGGCAGGGACGAUGGGAGCUGUGGUCCAAUUUCUGCAAGGCACCAGUUGGUGUGCUUAAUAUUGAGCUAGGCAAACCACUUGUCUUGACUCAAGAUAAGGCAGCUUCCCAUGUUCUUUGAAUCUGACAUGAGAUACAACAGCUUUCCAGACAAGCACCUUGCCGUACCCCCCUACGUGCCCACUCAACCACUUCGGCAUUGUUAUAGGCUCCACAUUUGUAAGAACUCUCUUAUCUUUCAGCCUGGCAGCACCUACCCUUUGGAACUCCCUGCCGAUUGAUUUCAAGCAGGCACAUUCACUGUAGCCUUUUGCAGCGCCUACCCAAAUGUUUAUGGGAUGCGGGUGAUGAGCGAGAUGAGCGCCGCAACCUAAUGGUCAGGGGUCCCUUUACCUUUACCCAAAUGCUUUAGAAAGUUGGUUCAGGUUUUCAUUUGCUUCUAAAAAGUUAUUUUAACUUUUCACAUGCCUUGACUUCAAGCCACUCGAGUGGUUUCAUGAAUCAGAUGAAAUGAGCAAAUGAAUGAAUGAGCAAGCCUUCUUCCUUCUCUCCCCAUCCCAGCGCCACCUGUCAGCCGAGGAUUUCCUGCGCGCGUUCGAGAUGUCGCCGGACGAAUUUGGCAAGCUGGCCCUGUGGAAGCGGAAUGAGCUGAAGAAGAAAGCCUUCCUCUUCUGA
This is a messenger RNA of Podarcis lilfordi (Lilford's wall lizard), 29506 nucleotides long. Lineage: Eukaryota; Metazoa; Chordata; Lepidosauria; Squamata; Lacertidae. The record is from the annotation of a GenBank genome assembly.